This is a messenger RNA of Oryza brachyantha (malo sina), 1811 nucleotides long. RefSeq lists its product as uncharacterized. Bases 158 to 1585 code for a protein of 475 amino acids. Gene Ontology annotation, molecular function: calcium ion binding; 3'-5'-RNA exonuclease activity. The record is from RefSeq and is a predicted model, not a curated record. Lineage: Eukaryota; Viridiplantae; Streptophyta; Magnoliopsida; Poales; Poaceae. The transcript has 11 exons.
UCUCUCUCCUUGGAAGCCGCCGCCGAAUCGCAGCGACAGCAAGACGAAGCAACCGCCGGGACCACGCACUCCGCCGCCGCCGCCGCCGCCGUCGUCGUCCUCCUCCUCCUCGUCGGUCGUUGACGUCCCCAAUUGUUCCAGCUCGAAAUCGUCUGCAAUGACGAAGAAGCAGCGGAGGGAGGCGGCGGCGAGGCGGCGGCGGGAGCACCAGCAGGGGCGGGAGCAGCGGCCGCACCACCACCACCACCAUCACCACCAUCGGCGGCGGCCGCUCCUGCUGCCGCCGCGGGACGAGCGGUGCGUGUCGUGCACCACGUUCAACAUCCUCGCCCCGAUCUACAAGCGCAUGGACUCCGAGAAUUGCAGGGAGAGCCAGUACAGGGCUUACUGGUUCAGCCGCAACGAGAAGAUCAUCGAUCGCCUUCUCGCCGAUUGCUCCUCCAUCAUCUGCCUGCAGGAGGUGUGGCUGGGAAACGAUGAGCUGGUCGACAUGUAUGAGAAGCGGUUGGGGGAUGCGAAUUACAGUCUGUUCAAGCUCGCGCGCACCAACAAUCGUGGAGACGGUCUUCUGACUGCUGUACACAAGAACUACUUCCAUGUCCUGAACUACCGGGAGCUGCUCUUCAAUGAUUUUGGAGAUAGAGUUGCUCAGCUGUUGCAUGUCGAAUCAGCAAUGCCUUUCUGUCAGAACCGAAGCAGCAGCUGUGUCCAACAACAGAGUCUCAUUGUGAAUACCCAUUUGCUGUUCCCUCAUGACCACAGCCUUUCAAUAGUUCGGCUGAAGCAGGUAUAUAAGAUACUUCAAUACAUAGAAGCUUAUCAGGAAGAACAUAAACUUGGUCCAAUGCCGAUCAUCCUAUGUGGUGAUUGGAAUGGAAGUAAACGUGGGCAAGUUUACAAGUUCCUCCGUUCGCAGGGCUUUGUUUCGUCGUACGACACUGCUCAUCAGUACAGUGAUAGCGAAGAAGAUGCACACAAGUGGGUGAGUCAUCGGAAUCAUAGAGGAAACAUCUGUGGAGUUGAUUUCAUAUGGCUUCUCAAUCCAAAUAAGUCGAGGAAACCCCUGAAAACUAGCUGGAAUGAAGCUGUCUUUGGUAUCAUCAAGUAUCUUCUCCUCCAAGUAGCAUCCCUUUCAGAGGAAAAUGCAUUCGCACUCCUCAAGGCUGACAGUCCUGAUGAUCACAUCUCAUAUUCAAGCUUCUGCCAGGCACUUUGUCAGUUAGGAAUGGUCCAUCCUGAUCGUCUAAAUUCUGAAGAAAUUAAAGAUCUAUGGAGUGAAGCUGACCAUGAUGGUGAUGGUGUUGUUGACUACAAAGAAUUUCAGCGAUGCAUCUGGAGCCCUACAUGCUGCAGCCAAGAGGAGGAGGAGGAUACCGAAAUUGACAUCUCCGAUGGAAGCCUUGUCACGUUUGAGGCGAACGACGAAGCCUUUGGCUUUACUGUGAAGGAAGCUGUUCUCUUCCCCCCAGAAGUAGAGAAGGGCAUGUGGCCUGAGAAUUACAGCCUUUCAGACCAUGCUCCCCUCACGGUGGUGUUCUCGCCAGUAAGAAUGCCUUGCUCUCCGCGCACUCCUCGGACCCCCUAGCCAUCAAAUUGUCUAUACUUACGUACAUACAGAUACAAGCCUUUGUACAGCCUUAGGAUAUACUUUGAGAAAUAGUGAGAUAUACGCCAGAUCCAGAAGUUUUGGUGCCCUUCUCUUUUGUUUUAUUCCUUCGCCUUGAGUUGCUGUCUGUUGUAUGUAUCUAAACCGGGUUUCAUGUUCAUAAAUGUAAAUUUUGUUCUGUCUUUGUGUGUAUAUUCCAUUAUGU